AUGAAAGACCCAGGAAGGCCGAGAAGUAGUCCCAGCACCUUUGGUCCAUCACCAGAAUCCAUUACAUGGACGACGACCAGUGGACUAGGACUGCAAUACACGACGGCCGGUGGUCAACCCUCACCACCGCCAGCAACCUCCACAACCACAUUUCCCCCCAACGUAUUCCAGACCUAUCCCACAGAUGACCACUACAGCACAUCAAGCCCACCGCGACUGCGCCAGCCACAGCCACGAAAGGCAUUUACAUCCAUCGCACCCAGUCCAGCAGCAGGUCCUGAUUCAGGCAAGCGGAAACGAGACGAUGACCUGGAUCUCCAAUCUGGUGGCAGCGGCGUUGGCGGUGGCGGGAAGCGCAGGAAGCGUGCCACCUCGGUAGCGUCUCAAGCAGAUCUGAGCGAGGACGACCGCUUUCUGGUGCAGCUCAAAGAAGACGAAAACAUUGCCUGGAAAGACAUUGCCGCCCGUUUCAUGAACGAAAAGGGCAAGAACUUCCAAGUCGCUGCUCUCCAAAUGCGCUACAAGAGGCUCCGAGAAAAGUUCCGCAUCUGGGAAGACCAGGAUGUCCAAGCAUUGAAACUCGCGCACGAGUAUUGGGAAAAGUACAAGUGGGAGAUUAUUAGCGCCAAGGUAUGUUGUGGUGGUAUGCUAGACUUUGGAGUUCAAGAAAGGUGGCCCGCACGCCACUGCGCUCGCAAGUGGACGGAACUUGAGCCCAGCAGUAGUACUCCUGCCCCGCAGCCUGCCACCACGACUACGGCCACGGCCACGGCCACCACGGCCACCAGCGCCGCCACCACUCUUGGAUUGACCCCAGCAUCUGUGUCAUCGUUUUCGAGUCCUGUCGAAGGACAGCCUCACUAUGCAUUCAUGUCCUCCAUGUCGUGA
Sphaerulina musiva SO2202 is the source of this 888-nucleotide messenger RNA. RefSeq lists its product as uncharacterized. The transcript has 2 exons. Lineage: Eukaryota; Fungi; Ascomycota; Dothideomycetes; Mycosphaerellales; Mycosphaerellaceae. The record is from RefSeq and is a predicted model, not a curated record. The coding region runs from base 1 to 888 and encodes 295 amino acids.